Messenger RNA from Cydia amplana, 590 nucleotides. Its product is annotated as cuticle protein 63-like. NCBI's taxonomy places the organism in Eukaryota, Metazoa, Arthropoda, Insecta, Lepidoptera, Tortricidae. The coding region runs from base 227 to 535 and encodes 102 amino acids. The record is from RefSeq and is a predicted model, not a curated record. The transcript is spliced from 2 exons.
CAAAGUCGAAAUUAGAAUGCAGCCGUCGUUAUAGAAGUCUGGGUCAGCUACCGUGGCGGUUAGCCAGCGAUGUCCUGCGUAUUAUUAACGCACGCAUGCGGCGUCCGUCUUGUUGCUCAACUAAAUCACAUUUCGUAUAAAACGUGACGAUGCGCUGGAGACGACACAGUCCACCGACUCCUACUUUAGCGUCCGAACUUGUGAGCAGUCACACAAACUAAGCAAAAUGAUUGCCAAAUUCGUUGUCGUCUUCGCCUUAGCUCUAGCCUCCACCAGCGCCAGUGUGCUGCCCCUAGCCGCGGCCCCAGCUGCGCUCGUGGCUCCAGCCGUAGCCCCUGCAGCGUACGCCGUGGCCCCCUACGCCAGUUCCUACUCCGCGCACUCCGUCAACCAUGCGGUAGCCACCCCCGUGGUUGCCCCCGCCCCACUGGUGGCCGCCGCUGCUCCGGUUGUCUCUUCUCCUUACGUUGCCGCUCCCGCUUUUGCCCCAUCUCCGUACUUUUCCAGAUACGUAGACUCCCCUUAUAUCUUUUAAACGAAUUUGGUGAUAUCAUUGCCUUAGUGACUUGCUCAAUAUAAUAUGUACUAAA